CCCCCUCUACUCUCUACGCUGGCCGUGUGCAACCCCCUUUAAUCGCAAUGCUGUUCAAAACCACCUUGUCGCUCCUUGCUCUGGCCACUGCUGCCCUGGGCCACAUGCAAAUCUCCUACCCAUGCCCACGCUAUUCACCUCACUGCGCAACCCGCCCCACCCUCCCACCAGGCGAAUCCAUCGACUACAACCUCAGCAGCCCAAUCGGCUCCAACGGCACCAUCCUAGCGCCUAUCUGCCACCACAACACGCCCUGGCCGCAGGUCAACGAAGUGUGGACUGCUGGCCAGUCCCUAACCGUGAAGUUUUACCCCUCCGGAACCACCCAUUCAGGCGGCCACUGCGAGUUCUCCAUCUCUUACGAUGGCGGCAAUACCUUUGUUGUGUUGAACCAGCAGCUCAAGUACUGUUUCUUUGACGGCCCGCCUUCCCAAGGUGGCACAGACUCGGUGCGCAGCUACACAUUCAAUCUGCCUGCAAACUUGCCGGGCACCGAUCAUGCUGUGUUCGCCUUCACCUGGGUCAAUGCUGUCGGAAACCGCGAGUUCUAUAACCAGUGCGCGGAUGUGGCCAUCAAGGGCUCAGCUGGAUCAUACACUGGCAAGAAGGUCACCAUCGCCAACUACGGCCCUGGCUAUCCUGUCAUCCCUGAAUUCUUGGGCAACUACAACACUGGUCUCGAAUACUACACGAGCAACACUACUUCGGUCACCGUCACUGGCCCUGGAUACUCGGGAUAGCUACAGCACUGCCUCCCCCUCCCCCGAGAAGUAGCACUGCCUAUAUUGAUGACUUUAGCUGUUAAUACAUCAGCAAC
This is a messenger RNA of Linderina pennispora, 817 nucleotides long. RefSeq lists its product as uncharacterized. The transcript has a single exon. Bases 48 to 740 code for a protein of 230 amino acids. The record is from RefSeq and is a predicted model, not a curated record. Lineage: Eukaryota; Fungi; Kickxellomycota; Kickxellomycetes; Kickxellales; Kickxellaceae.